Messenger RNA from Dermacentor andersoni, 770 nucleotides. RefSeq lists its product as uncharacterized. Lineage: Eukaryota; Metazoa; Arthropoda; Arachnida; Ixodida; Ixodidae. The record is from RefSeq and is a predicted model, not a curated record.
UCCAAUGCGUCGUCUAUGCGUGGCAGUGGAUAGACAUCCUUCUUUGUAAUUUUGUUUAGAUGGCGGUAAUAUAUACAGAAUCACCAGCUGUAGUCCUUUUCUAUUACAAAUACAACAGGAGCAGCCCACCGGUUCGACGAUGGUUCAAUAAUGCCCUUGGCGAAAUGCAUCUUCGAUCUACUUGGUGUGCAAUUCUUCUUCUGACCAUUGGUGUUCACGGGCACACCACUGUUACCAACUUCACUGAGGCGAGUUACGACAUGGGUGAAGAAGCGCAGAAAAUUGGUCAAGUUAUGAAAGAGUUCAGUAAAAGGAUGAUGGUCGUCCUUCGAAACCAGUCAAACGUUGACGAUGAGGUGCUGUGUGGCAAGUAUAAGGACAUCAUUUCCGAGGCCCUCGACGCUGUGAAAGACCUAGAUCCCUUCGAACCUGGAAAGAUGCAGCUGGCGCGCGACGCCAUAGAAGCCAUCCUUCUAAGAAAUCAAAACAGGACUGCCUUCGAGGACAUGAACCUUUUCGGUGCUUUCAUGAAGGUUCUCGGAGAUGACAUCACUGACAUCGGCCAGGAGUUUAUCGACCGAGGCAUCCAACUGUGCGGAAACAUUGUAAUCGAAAAUGGGCUGACAGACUUUGAGAAGAACAACUUUGAGUACUGCGCCAACGUUUUCAAGCUGAGCUCAAUGCAAAACUGGAAAGAAUAAAGUGCAUCUUAAUGGGUCAAAUCGAAUAAAGUACUACAAGGAUGUACCGCCACUGAGCGAAAAACAUCA